Malania oleifera is the source of this 1784-nucleotide messenger RNA. Its product is annotated as transcription factor TCP5-like. NCBI's taxonomy places the organism in Eukaryota, Viridiplantae, Streptophyta, Magnoliopsida, Santalales, Ximeniaceae. Gene Ontology annotation, cellular component: nucleus. The record is from RefSeq and is a predicted model, not a curated record. The transcript has 2 exons. The coding region runs from base 290 to 1435 and encodes 381 amino acids. Gene Ontology annotation, molecular function: DNA-binding transcription factor activity; sequence-specific DNA binding.
GUGACUUCUUUAGCAAGUCAUUUCUCUACAGACAUACUAGGUUUGUAAUAUGUUUCAAGUACUUUGCACAAGGAGGUAGUUAUGUUCAAAGACGAAGUUGCGGCCGAGCACUUGAAAUCGACAAUAAGUGAUGAUUACUCCUAGCUUCCCCUUAUAUAUACUCUUUUAAUCUCCUUUCAUACUCCAGUGAAACAGAUCAGGUGCCAGUUGCUUUAUAGAAUUUUCUGCACGAUGCUGCAUAAGAUUAGAGAAGGCAUAAAAGAAUUGCGAUUUGGGAGCUGACAGGAGGAUGACUUCAUUUGGUUUGGCUGAAACUUUAAAGGUUGAUGAUGAGAAAAGUAAGAUGAUUAGCACAAGUUCAAGAGAAAAAGAACUCCAAGCAAAGCAUGAAGGAGAUAGCAGUGGUAGCAAAUUCUUGAAGGGGCCAUCUAGUUCAAGACAAUGGGCAGGGUUCAGAAACCCAAGGAUCGUGCGUGUUUCACGCUCCUUUGGGGGAAAAGACCGGCACAGCAAGGUGUGCACCAUAAGGGGAUUACGAGACAGGCGAAUUAGGCUAUCGGUACCCACUGCAAUCCAGUUAUACGAUCUCCAAGACAAGCUUGGCCUUACUCAGCCUAGCAAGGUAAUCGAUUGGUUGCUCGAUAUGACCAAGCAUGAUAUCGAUAAGCUCCCCCCACUCCAAAUGCCACAAGGAAGCUUUGGUCAAUUUCACCAACCGAUGUUACUUAAUCAUGACCUGAAUAUACCCCAAUCUUCUUUUGAUACCUUGUUCGACGCAAACAUGAACUUCAUCAGGGAUGGAAAGAACAAUUUCUCACCAUUUACCAAGGAGGACCAAAUGACAAAUUUAUCAAAAUCAAGAUAUUGGGGUAGUACUCCAGAUGCUGCUAUGGGAACAAAAGAUAAAGAAGUAGUUCAAAGAGAAUCGGGCAUCGAGAAAACAAAGUGGGUCAAACUAAGUGAGCAAAACCCUUUUCCAAUGGCCAAUCCUCAUGCUCCAUUUUCAAGUUUCGCAAACAAUGGCAUGCCAUAUGCUCCCUACUACCACUGUGAGCCUUCAAAUUUGUGUUUAUCCCAAUUGGGACACUUUGGUUUUCCCUCCCAAGCUGAAGAUCCACAUAGCAAUAUUAUUUCUCCAUUGCUGCAGCAGUCUCAGGUAUUUUUCUGCCCACCACCUACAACAACAUCAGUACUUUUCCCCUCAUACCCCAUUACUAGUAAUACUAGCACUUCUUCUUCUUUAGAGGGUGACCCAAUUAGACAAGUUAACCAUUUUCAACUAUUGAGCGCCGGUUCGCAGAACAUGCCACUGAAUGGUUCUGUUCCAUCUCUUCAUUCAGCUAGCUCAACUCUGAAGUCCUUCCCAUUGAAUGUAAAUUUCAAGCUUCUUCAAUCUCAAAACAAAGAUGAAAAUAAGGGUAACACUGAUCCUUGAAUUUCUGCAUGUUGUGCUGCUUCUUAGUCUCAGCUACAUAUUCUAAUUCAUAGCUUCACAACUUGUAUUCGAAUACGUACCAUUAUAUAUAUGCAAAUUAAACGUGUCAAUAAUUAUAUAUUAUGGGAGUUUGUAAGUAUGCAUGGCAAUAUUACAUGAUCUAUGUAUAACACUGAGUGACUUUAUAAUGAGUAGUAGUUUUGUAAAGAUGGUGCUCUAUUCGGGUUGUCUACUGGUGGAGGUUGGGGGUGGUUUUAUGCAUUGGGGAUCUCGUUUGUAAGUGCUUUGGUUCUAAUUUUAACUUGUUUGUAUAUAUUAAUAGGAGAGGGUUAACUUUUUGCUAUAAGAA